CAACUCCGUCAACCUCCUCCUUCUCCUCUCACUGCUUCUUUCUUUCGUUCUCCGCCGAAUGAGGAAGGAGAAGAUGGGUUUUGGAUAUAUAGGAUUUUCAUGGUGUUAACUUUACUGGGUAGUGUUGAUUUUUGUUGAUACUUAGAUUUUUCACAUAAAGUUCCAAUUUUGUUUUUCUGGGUUUUGAAAAAUGUGGGGUAGGUGGUGGUGUACUAGUAGUGGUUUUGGAUUGUUGAGACAAAGGGUAUCCUCAAUUGUUAAUGUUAAACAUGGGUAUAGGGAAAAGCUUAAUCCUUUUGAUCCUCCUUUGUUGGGUUUGAGGGGUGUUGUUGCAGUGAUGUGUGGUGGAACUAAGUGUGGAGAAGGGACAUCUUUAUCUGUUGUGGUGAAUCAGAUUAGGAGGGGUAUGUCAACUUCCACCGGGGAUGGUAUUGGUGGCCAUAGCAAUGGUAAUAGAACAGAAGAUUCCAUAUCAUUCUCUGAAGCUAAGAAGCUUAUGAGAUUGGUGAAUGUGGAAUCUCUCAAGUUGAAGCUUGGUAUGGAAGGGAAGGAAGUUAUUCCCUACUCUGAGCUUCUUCAAGCGUGUGAGAGUACGGGUAUUGCUAAGAAUCAUGAGGAGGCUGUAGCAUUUGCCAGGGUUCUUGAUGAGGCUGGGGUUAUUCUACUUUUCAGGGACAAGGUGUAUUUGCAUCCUGAUAAGGUGUUAGAUCUGGUUCGAAGAGCUGUUCCACUGGCACUGACAUCUGAGAAUGAUCCAAUAAGGGAGGAGUUAAAGAAACUACAGGAGAUGAAAAAGGAAAUUGAUGUGUUGGCACAUAAGCAGGUGCGGCGCAUCCUGUGGUCAGGACUAGGAUUUAGCGUACUUAUGGUUGGUUUCUUCUUCCGGCUAACAUUCUGGGAAUUUUCAUGGGAUGUAAUGGAACCUAUUGCAUUUUUUAUAACAACCACUGGGUUAGUCAUAGGCUAUGCCUACUUUUUAUUCACUUCAAGAGACCCGACUUACCAAGACUUCAUGAAGAGGCUAUUCCUUUCAAGGCAGGGGAAGCUUUUUAAGAGGCAUAAUUUUGACAUUGAGAGAUUCAAGGAGCUCCAAUGCAAGUGCAAAACACCUUUACAUGCUAGUACUGUCUUAAAAAAUCGCAUUGGAGUGGAAUUGGAUCUUGACGAUGCUUUACAUCGAGAUUAACAUUUUCAUGUGGCUUUACAAUUUGUUUCUUUCGAAUAUAUUAUGGUUAGCCUUGUUCUUGUUCCCCCUGUUUUAAUGUUGUUGGGAAGAAGAUUAAACUAACUAUAGUUUCUUGGAUACACACAUUUUCCUUCGUUUUCUUGAAU
This is a messenger RNA of Abrus precatorius (Indian licorice), 1332 nucleotides long. RefSeq names its product calcium uniporter protein 6, mitochondrial-like. Bases 191 to 1186 code for a protein of 331 amino acids. Gene Ontology annotation, cellular component: mitochondrial inner membrane; uniplex complex. Gene Ontology annotation, molecular function: calcium channel activity; uniporter activity. The transcript is spliced from 3 exons. Gene Ontology annotation, biological process: mitochondrial calcium ion homeostasis; calcium import into the mitochondrion. Lineage: Eukaryota; Viridiplantae; Streptophyta; Magnoliopsida; Fabales; Fabaceae. The record is from RefSeq and is a predicted model, not a curated record.